ACGUCAUCAGGAGGCGCAUUUAGUGCAUGACGCAAUCGAUCUGCGACGAGAAAGCGGGAAGCUAGCAAUGAUGGCGGUGCCGCAACCCAAGCAGGCGAAAGAGGGCGAAGAUUGCUCUCUGCUGCCUUUGGUUCACGACAUUAUCAAGUGCAUGGACAAGGAGAGCCAGGACGUCCACCAGGAGCUGAGUAAGCUGAAGGCGAAGAUCCAGGAGGCCCGGGAACAGAUCUCCGUCAUGCCGGGCAUUAAGAGCAGCCCCGCCGAGCAACAGCAGCAGCUGGCGAUGCUGCGGGAGCAGGUCCGCACCAAGAACCAGUUGCUGCAGAAAUACAAAAGCUUGUGCAUGUUCGACGUGCCCAAAGCGUCUUGAAUUAGCAGCUCGGACUUCCAAGAUGCCGGGGACACUUUGUUUACAGUGUAAGCCUUACACGUUGGUUCGGAUCAAAUGGACUUUUCACGAGGGACUGACUUCGAGGUUACUCCAUUGCUCUGGGAGGCGAUUUCAACGUCCUAUAUUAUUUUUCUUUGGUUGGCUAUAUGUUUUGUAAUGAAGUCAUGCAGAACAACCAAUUGAAUCAUUGGCUAUUAUUCUUUCGACACGUGACCCCGUGAAAGUUUAUGGACCGUAGAUUUAAGUGUUCUGAACAUCGCAAAACAUAGUUAUUCCCCAACUUCUCCAACUUAAACAUCUUCGUUUUGUAUUUGUGCCUGUCUUCUUUUUUUUAUUAUUAAUGCACCAGAUUGUAACAACACUCAAAUCUCAAACACCGUCUGACUACUGUGUGCAAAGUCAAUUUUGUACAUUACCUGUGCUGCUUUGAGUUCCACUAAGGUGUACAAUUUUAGUGUUUUUAAGUUGAUAAAUAGUGGCUUGGUUGGCUCGUUUUUACGUCCAGCGCCAAAAAGGAGAACCGUUUACAUUUUGUGAUUUAUUAACGUCGAAAACCAUAUUCAAUGUAUUGCAUUCAUUUCCCACAGCAGUGAGAAGCUGUCUACUUUAUAAAAGCCCAUUAAAGUCAUUCGGUACACUUUUACCUAAAAUUCUGAGUAAUCGACCCUCCCCCCCCGAAAAGGUUUAUACGGCACUGUAAUUGCCUGCAUGUAUCACAAGAUGGCGGCAAAGCGUUUGUCAAAAUGAAACUCCUCAACACACAUACUUCCUUGCCACUAAGGUGGCAUCAAAAUAAUACAGCGGUGGCUUAAAGGUUACAACUAAUGCUUCAUUGAUGCUAGUUUGGUAGCCAGUCUAUGGCGUUUUGCACUCUGCGUUAGCGUGAAGCUCGUGAUUUACGACGAAACAUUUUUUACGUUUCAACUUGAAGUGGAAAUAAACAUCUUGAAGUAAUGGAGUCUUAUUUUUGGAAAAAAAAUAGUUCAUUGUCUGCACUUGUCACUGCCAACAUCUCGUGCUCGCAACUCAAAAUGUUUCGCUUUUUUCUUAAGAGCAAAUAACGGAGGACGAUCUGACGAUAGGUGAAUUUGCGAACAGCAAAUAUGCGAGGGUGUUCUUUCAAAUGGGGCAUCCAAAUAAGAGGGAAGCAAGAUUAUGAAAGUAACCAUUUUUUUUGUUUUUAAUUCAUUUGAUGCAAAAUCUAUUGACAGACAUAAUAAAUAAGUACACAUUCAGAUUUUGUUCGUAGUGUAACAAACAUUCAAGUCUGCUGGGGCAUGUAAACAUGGCAUGGAGGACCUUCGUCCCAGUCUUCAUCUCUG
Messenger RNA from Phyllopteryx taeniolatus (common seadragon), 1713 nucleotides. RefSeq names its product mediator complex subunit 9 (gene med9). Gene Ontology annotation, biological process: regulation of transcription by RNA polymerase II. NCBI's taxonomy places the organism in Eukaryota, Metazoa, Chordata, Actinopteri, Syngnathiformes, Syngnathidae. Gene Ontology annotation, molecular function: transcription coregulator activity. Gene Ontology annotation, cellular component: mediator complex. The record is from RefSeq and is a predicted model, not a curated record. The transcript has 2 exons. The coding region runs from base 68 to 370 and encodes 100 amino acids.